GUCCUUCAAUUCUUUGUUUCUCUCCUCUUUUUCCUCCUCCCUCUUUUCCUUUCUCUUCCACUCCUCCAUUUCCUACAUGAAAAUGGAUGGUUCAAUCUUCUAGUACUUUCAUCAUUUUCCAUCAUCUUUCUUGUUUCUUGAGGUACAGAAAAGCAAUAUGGAGAAGAAAGGAGCUAUAUUGAUGAAUAGAUAUGAGAUAGGGAGAUUACUUGGACAAGGGACUUUUGCAAAGGUCUACCAUGCAAGAAAUCUCCAAUCAGGCCAAAGCGUCGCCAUUAAGAUUAUCGAUAAACAGAAGGUUUUAAAGAGUGGUUUAAUAGAUCAAAUCAAAACAGAAAUUUCUGUUAUGAGACUUGUUAGACAUCCCAAUAUUGUUCAACUGUAUGAAGUCAUGGCUAGCAAAACCAAGAUUUAUUUUGCUAUGGAGUAUGUUAAAGGUGGUGAGCUAUUUAACAAAGUUGUUAAGGGAAAACUCAAAGAAGAUGCUGCAAGAAAAUAUUUUCAACAGUUAAUUGGAGCAGUUGAAUUUUGCCAUAGUCGCGGGGUUUAUCACAGAGACAUCAAGCCUGAAAACCUUCUUCUUGAUGAAAAUGGUGAUUUGAAAAUAUCGGAUUUCGGUUUGAGUGCAUUGUUUGAUCAAUCAAGAAAGCAAGAUGGUCUUCUUCACACAACUUGUGGAACUCCUGCUUAUGUUGCUCCAGAAAUUAUUAACAAAGGAGGGUAUGAUGGCUCUAAAGCUGAUAUAUGGUCUUGUGGAGUUGUUCUUUUCGUUCUUUUGGCGGGGUAUCUUCCAUUUAAUCAUCCAAAUUUAAUGGAAAUGUAUAAAAAGAUUGUUAGAGCAGAAUUCAAAUUCCCUAGUUGGGUUCAGCCAGAGGCGCGAAAGCUUCUGUCAAUGAUUCUUGACCCAAGCCCUAAUUCAAGAAUCACUAUAGCCAAAAUAAUGAGUAAUGCUUGGUUUAUGAAAGGAUAUAAACGAAUAGAAGCCCCUCCUUCACCCCAAGGUAAAGCAAGAAGCAAAUUACUACAAGACGUUCAUGCAGCUUUUGAUUCAUCAUCAGAUAGCAAAACCAGUAGCUCUCCUGUCAGGCCAACAAACUUCAAUGCCUUCGAUAUAAUCUCUCUUUCAAAAGGAUUUGAUUUAUCAGGAUUGUUUGAACAAGAUAGUAAUCAAAGGCUAGAGUCAAGAUUUACUAGCACAAAACCAGCAUCAGCAAUUGUUUCAAAAUUCGAAGAGAUAGCAAUGACAAAUGAGAGCUUCAAUUUUAACAAGAAAGACGGGACAGUGAAGUUGCAGAGCUGCAAAGAAGGAAGAAAAGGACAACUUGGUAUAGAUGCAGAAAUAUUUGAAGUAACACCUGCUUUUUUUGUGGUUGAGUUGAAGAAAUCAUCAGGAGAUACAUUGGAGUAUAAACAAUUUUGUGAUCGUGAAUUAAAGCCUUCUCUGAAAGAUAUUGUUUGGACAUGGCAAGGAACUGAGCAGCAGCAGCAGAUAUAAUAAAGUAUGGUUUUCUUUAUUUUUAUUCUCCUGCUAUUUAUAAUGUUAUGUACUUACAAGGGGAGGGCAACCACGUAUCGCAAACGACAUCAGUCUCCUAUUCAAAAAGAAAUUUGCAGCUGCUUCAAUACUUGUCUUUUCAUUUUUUUUUUUUUUUCUCCACUUUCAUCAUUUGUGCUAUGAAGCUCUGUGCAAGCAGAAGUUUAAAAAUACUAAUGAAACAAUAUAUAUUUUUUUUAA
Messenger RNA from Jatropha curcas, 1735 nucleotides. RefSeq names its product CBL-interacting protein kinase 20 (gene CIPK20). The record is from RefSeq and is a predicted model, not a curated record. Gene Ontology annotation, molecular function: ATP binding; protein serine/threonine kinase activity. Lineage: Eukaryota; Viridiplantae; Streptophyta; Magnoliopsida; Malpighiales; Euphorbiaceae. Gene Ontology annotation, biological process: signal transduction; protein phosphorylation.